AUGAUACCUCUACCUCCUUCUAUACAGAAUGUGAGGGCCCUGGCUCUGUCCCCUGACACUGUCUCUGUCAUCUGGGAUGAUCCCAUUGACUACAACUACACCAUCACAAACUACCAGGUGGAGUUCAGAGAAGAUCACAUUGCCAAUGCGCAGGUGAGGGACACCCGGAGCAAGAAAAUCGAACUGUCUAGUCUCAGACCCAAUCAAACCUACGCCAUAUCCGUCAGGGCCGGCAACUCGUAUGGUUUCGGGGAUGCCAGUCCAGAGAUCAAAGUUCAGACCCUGACAAAUGAAGGGCUUCAGCCGGCAAAUGUGUCGGCCGUUGCCUUGAAUUCGUCCAUCAUCCAGCUGGACUGGGAGUCACCUAAAAAUAUUGACAGGAUCUACAUCCUGGGCUACAACAUCUACUACAAGCGCGAGUCGGACACUCAAGAGGAGAUGCUUUUCAUCGAAGGAAACCGCAACAAACAGUUUCUCAUCGGUAUGUCGAUGGUCUUAGGGAGAGACGAGACAUACUACCUGCGUAUCGCUACACUGACCACCUGGGGUUACGAAGCUCCUUCAGAGUGGAUUCGGAUACAGAAGCAUCCUCAAGAGCUGCUGCCCCCUGUGCCGCCCAGGGAUGUGAAGGCCGUCACCAUGCUGGAGUCUGUCCGGGUCACGUGGCAGUCGUCCAGCGAGCCGGACACCCGCAAAUCGCCUUUGCUGGGCUAUCAUAUUGUGUACGGACCAGCCGACGAUCCAUCCGAGAUAAACCGGGUGGAUUUGGGUGCCAAUGCCGUUCAGUUUGCGAUACGAGGCUUGAAGCCGUCUACCAAGUAUAUCAUUUCAAUCCGAGCUUUCAACAAGUACUCGAUGAGCGACCCCGUGUACGUGAGAGCUGAAACUAAAGCUCUACCCCCCAGCACCGUCAUCAACGCCACGGCCGUAGCGCUGUCCCCUACGGAGAUCCACGUCCACUGGGAGACGCCCACCCGCGGUCACGUGACCAAGUAUCAGCUGCGCUAUUGGCGCCCCGGCAAGCGGGACAAGCAGUCGGCGUGGCUGAAGGCUCCCACCACGGACUACGUGGCCGGCAGCCUGAUGAAGUUCAGCAGCUACCGCUUCGAGAUCAUCCCCUACUCCGGUGACGUCAUCGGCGAGGGCAGUGUCAUCUUUGCCGACACUUUGUCCAGCAGGCCGGACACUCCGCCACGCAAAGUCCAGGCUCGUCCGCUCAACUCCACGCAUCUCGUGGUGACGUGGGAGGAGCCGUCUGAACACACGAAGAAUGGCGUGGUGACCGGCUACAAGAUCAUCAUGAAGAUGAAGAAGGGGCCUCGUCUGGCCAAGUUUGGGGUGGACGGCGGUCGUCGUAACUACACCUUCAAAAACCUGGAGCCAGGAGAGACAUAUAAAAUACGGAUUGCCGCCACGAACAUCAACGGAACGGGGCCCUUCACGGACUGGGUCGUGGCCAGAACCGAGGAAAUAACCAUGCGGCAGCCGCAGAAUCCGGAGAACCUGCACGUCAACGUCAGCGCCUACGCCAUCACCCUGUCGUGGUCUCCUCCCAACAACAUCGGGGUACCCGUGCUGGGCUACAUCGUCGGCCAUGGGCGCUACAUACCCGAGGUCUACCGCUCCAUUCUGGGUCCUAGUGUCCGGGAAUUCACUAUCACGGAUCUCAAGCCCGACACGGAAUAUAUCGUGAGCAUUCGAGCAUUCAACCACAUCGGAGAGAGUGUACCAGAGUACACACUGGUGCAGACAAGCAAAGCUCCUGAGAUGCUAGAGCUCGAGGUUCCGGUCAAGCUGAAGGUGAUCCCACUGUCCCCUAACAUCAUGGAGGUCAGCUGGCUUGACCCCGCACGACAAGGCGACACGCCCGUGUCUGAUGGCCGCCACUACUUCAUCCGCUACUCGGCCAUCAGCGGCGAGACGUACCACUACGUCAAUGUUACGUCCACCUCCAUCAAUGUCACAGAUCUUCAGGCUGCGACAGUGUAUGAGUUUGCUGUCAGGACCAUUAGAGGGGAGGAGCAAAGUAGAUGGAGCUUACCUGUUGUGAAUACGACCCAGCAAACAGCUCCCACCAGUUCUCCAGGCAAUCGUGACGGUCACAUCACCACCUGGUUUCCAGAACUCUUUGAUCCUGAACUGGACAGAACCAGAAUCACCCAAUGGAAAAAUAUUAGAAUACAUUGUGUAUUACACAUCUGACCCAACAUUAGACACAAAGCGCUGGUUUAUAAAGACCACAGAGAAAAUGAUGACUUACAUUGGGGACAUAGUGCCACACACCUCCUACUAUUUCAAGGUUCAGGCCCGCAAUGCUGCUGGUUAUGGCCCUUUGUCCA
Messenger RNA from Pomacea canaliculata, 2339 nucleotides. RefSeq names its product neogenin-like. The transcript is spliced from 16 exons. The coding region runs from base 1 to 2202 and encodes 733 amino acids. The record is from RefSeq and is a predicted model, not a curated record. Gene Ontology annotation, biological process: cell-cell adhesion. NCBI's taxonomy places the organism in Eukaryota, Metazoa, Mollusca, Gastropoda, Architaenioglossa, Ampullariidae. Gene Ontology annotation, molecular function: protein binding.